GUCAUCUGUGGCACAGUAAAUAUAGCAAUCCUUUAUUUUCAUUGCCCUGUCUCCCGACGACGAGCCUUCCGCGCAACACAUCCUUCCAUUUCCCCGGUGAACAUUUGGAUUGCCUCCAGAUUCGGCGGCUAGCCAGCUCCUGGCUGCUGUGAACGUUCUUAUGCUUCUCCCCGGAGCGGACGCACAAGAUCUAGUGUGGGUGGGCACCCAGGAGCGGAGAUGCUGGCCCGGGGCGCGUGCACCUUGGGUGGAGCUGCUGGCCUGGGGCUCAUGCACCUUGAGCUUUGAUAGAGAACACAGGCCAGAGUCCAGGUGAAGGACCGUGUGCAACUUGCUUACGGGCCCUGGAUGUCACAGACCAGCAUCCUUUGGACCCCUGAGGCCUGCACUCAGGGCCCAGGGACAACCGCUACCUCCAGGCAACCUGGUGGGCACCUUCCCCACCUGGGGCAUGGACACCCGUGACGAUGUCACUCUAGCCAAAGUUCCGGCUCCAGUGGCUGUGUACUGUGGGAGUGUCCCUCGGACUAGUGUUGGGCUCCGAGCGCCCCCACCUGGAGGCAUCGACUCCAGUCUUCUUGCUCACGAUGAAGCCUCUUUGCAGCCAGUGUCAAGUGUACUGCCAAGCAGUGAGAAGCCAUCACAGCUCUCAAGGGAACAUGAGGACCAGAGUAGUCUCAUGCUGAAUGCUCCUCUGAAAGGCUGGCAGGCCAGGAAUGGCUACCCCAGGGGCCUUGGAGUUCUGCCCUUGGGGCACCACCUGGGGGCAGCUAUUCCCUCCCUGGAAUCAGAGGCCAGCAGUGUGGCCCGGGACACGAUCCAGAUUAAGGACAAACUCAAGAAGAGACGGCUCUCAGAAGGCAUGGCGGCAUCUUCUCAAGCCUCUCUGGAUCCGGUGGGAGGCCCCAGAGGGGUUCCUCUGCGGAGCACAAUCCCCCGCACCACCUCACAGAGGCUCCUGAGGGUACCCAGGCCGAUGCCUCCCAUCCAGAGCAUUCCCACCACCCCUGAGGCCAACAGUGCUAAGGAGAAGGACCUGGACCCUCCUGGAGGCAGACAGGAUCUCCAGGACCCGGGAGCCAGUGCCCAGGAGGUGCAGAUUUCCAGGCAAUACUUACACUGCGCUGAUGAGAAGAUGCACAAGUCUUUAGGAGGCCUCGUGAUCCCACCCAUUCCGAAGGCCCGGAUGCCCACAGGGACCUCUUCCUGCAGGCCUGGCUCCUUGCCCAGCCCCCUGUGUCCAAGCCAGGAUGUGCUUAUGGGACCAAAGGCCCCACAUACGCGAUUGACUUGUGAGAAUGGGCCUCUGGAAAAGACCCCUAAAUCUCCGGCGUCAAAGCCUUUGGUUCCAGUUGUCAAGGCCAAGUCUGCUGAAGCCCCCGAAACGUCCCUGGCUUCGUCACAGUCUACCUUUACUCUGACAGCAUUCUCCAGUCAUGCCAAAGAAACCCGCUCCCUGGAGAACGAAGAAGACCAGAAGGAGUCCAGCACCAAGGUCCAAGUCACCAUUUCCAAGUCUGCCCAGGAAAAGAUGAGGCUGAAGCAGAUGAAGGAGAUGGAGCUGCUUCGGAGGGCAAAGGAGCCAGAGUGGGAGCGAGAACUGGUUUCCCAGGGCUUAGGCACACGGAGAACCUCAGCAAAGGAAGGCCUCCUUCCUUUGCGGGGCAGUGGAGCACUGUCCGAGCCUGCUGGGAUGAGCAGCCCACGCAGAAACAACAUGGGAGCCCUCCAGAGAAAACGGGCUAACCGAGCCUCCCUGCCCAGCAUCCCGGUCAGCAAGCAGGAGCCUGGCUUUGCCCGCCAUGCAUCAGCUAACUCACUACCUGCCGUGCUUACCUUGGGCUCCCCUGAGUGGGAGGAAGAGGAGGAGGAGAUGGAUCUUCGGGCUCUCAGGGAGUUGAGGCCCUUCUCCAACCCGGAACUGGGGCUGACAGAUGCCCUCCAGUGCCUCAACAGCAAUGACUGGCAAAUGAAGGAGAAGGGCCUGGUGAACAUCCAGCGCCUGGCAGCUUGUCACUCGGAGGUCCUCGGUACACGGCUGCACGAUGUGUCCUUGGCAGUGACUGCGGAGGUCACCAACCUCCGUUCCAAGGUAUCCCGCCUGGCCAUCAGCACCCUGGGAGACCUCUUCCGAGUUUUGAAGAAGAACAUGGACCAGGAGGCUGAGGAGAUUGUCCGCUGCCUUCUGCAGAAGAUGGGGAACACCAGCGAGUUCAUUCAGCGGGCAGCCAACCGGGCUCUGGGUGCCAUGGUGGAAAACGUGACCCCUGCCCGUGCACUGGUGGCCCUCACAUCUGCGGGUGUCUACCACCGGAACCCCCUAGUCCGGAAAUGUACAGCCAAGCAUCUCUCGGCCGUCCUGGAGCAGAUCGGGGCAGAGAAGCUUCUCUCCGGCUCCAGAGACAACACAGACAUGCUGGUGCACAACUUGGUGAGGUUGGCCCAGGACUCUAACCAAGACACCAGGUUUUAUGGCCGGAAGAUGGUGAAUAUCUUGAUGGCCAAUGCAAAGUUUGAUGCAUUCCUGAAGCAAUCUCUCCCAUCUCAUGACCUACGGAAAGUCAUGGCAGCCAUCAAACAACGGGGAAUCCAAGACAAUCACGAACUCCAAUCUGCCAAAGGUCGAAAGGUGUCAAAGAGUCUGGUGGUGUGUGAGAACGGGCUGCCUAGUCAUGAGGGGGGUCAGCCCCUGCUUCCGCCUAGGCUCGGCUCCAAUGGCCCGAGACUGAUGGGGCUACGCUCCUCCUCCGUGCGGGGCAGUGUGGAGACGUCAGAGCAGCUGCGGGAGCUGACCAGGCUGUUGGAGGCCAAGGAGUUCCAGGCUCGGAUGGAAGGCGUUGGGAAGCUCCUUGAGUACUGCAAGGCCAAGCCAGAGCUCGUGGCUGCCAACCUAGUCCAGGUCUUUGAUGUUUUCACCCCAAGGCUUCACGAUUCCAACAAGAAAGUGAACCAGUGGGCGCUGGAGUCCCUCGCACAGAUGCUUCCCAUCCUGAAAGAGAGCAUCCACCCCAUGCUGCUGUCCCUCAUCAUCGCUGCUGCAGACAACCUUAACUCUAAGAACUCUGGGAUUUCCACCGCUGCCUCCACCGUACUGGAUGCCAUGAUGGGCAGCCUGGACCACCUUUGCCUCCUGCAAGCGUUUGCUGGGCGCGUGCGUUUCCUGACAGGUCCUGCAGUGCUGGAUAUCACAGAUCGCCUCUCAGUGCUGGUUGCCUCAGUGUAUCCCCGGAAGCCUCAGGCUGUGGAACGGCAUAUCCUUCCAGUCCUCUGGUACUUCCUGAACAAAAUGAGCGGCAAUGGCGUGCUGCCCGGGCGUGGCGGGAACGUCCGCACAGCGGUGUGCAGGCUGGCCAGGAGCCUGCAGGAGCAAAUGGGGUCCCGCCUGCAGGACUUCGCUGCCAGUCAGCCCCAGCAAGUCCUCAAGGCGCUGCAGGGACUUUUAGCCUCUGAAUCUCUGGGGGCCAACGACAAGGUCAUAGGUGGAAGAAUGGCCCCUGACAUCCAGAUGACUGGAACCACCUGUCCCCAGCAGCUGGAUUAAAGUUGGGUCUGAAAUGGGCAAUUCUUAUUUUUUACCUUAUUUUAUUUUUGUAGUGGAGUCACCACAUGACCUACUUUUCCCGUUAGGGUCCCCAAUGUAUAUAGUAUAUUUUAAAGUAGAAAUAAAAGAAUUGCUUAUUUUUCUAA
Mus musculus (house mouse) is the source of this 3687-nucleotide messenger RNA. It is a transcript of the gene Togaram2, whose product is annotated as TOG array regulator of axonemal microtubules 2. The record is from RefSeq and is a predicted model, not a curated record. NCBI's taxonomy places the organism in Eukaryota, Metazoa, Chordata, Mammalia, Rodentia, Muridae. The transcript is spliced from 20 exons. Bases 452 to 3541 code for a protein of 1029 amino acids.